GAACGAAACACUGAGGUCAGACGUAGUUAUUAACCAGUAGCAAAAGUCAUGAUAAUUAAUCAGUAACAAUUAUGAAAUAUAAAUUCAGUCUCUCGCUGACAGUGUUGCAAAGUGAUGAAAUAUUAUCAUUGAGAAUACAUGCAGGAAACUUAGCUUAUUUUCUUUAAUUUAGCAGUAUUUAAGUGUUAUCGUCGAAUAACAAAAGUAUAAGUGUUAAUAAUCUAUCGUUAAUAAUCUAUCGCAAAGCUGUAUUUUCCACCACACGUAGAAAUGCCUGCCCGUCGUAUCGCAGUGAUAGGCGCUGGUUCCAGUGGACUGACGGCGCUAAAAUGCUGCCUAGAUGAGGGACUCGAACCCGUGUGCUUCGAGAGGACCGGGUACAUCGGUGGUCUAUGGCACUUCACAAACGAAUCUACAGAGGGGCAGGCAUGCGUGAUGAGGUCCACUGUGAUCAAUACGUCCAAAGAGAUGAUGUGUUACAGUGACUUCCCCAUCCCGGCCGAGUUCGCAAUUUACAUGCACAACACGAAGGUCGACCGCUACCUCAACAUGUACGCCGAAAAGUUCGGCCUCCGCAAGUACAUCCGCUUCCACAUCGAGGUAGUACACGUUAAAAUCGGGUCCGAGCCAGGCAAAUGGGAAGUCACGACGAGAACAAAGAACGCAGAUGACGUCACCACGGAAAUCUACGACGGCGUUCUCGUGUGCACGGGACACCACGCGGACAAAAACAUUCCGGCGUUCCCGAGCAUAGACAAGUUCCGGGGACGCGUUGUUCACACGCACGACUACAAGGACUUCCGGGGCUACGAGGACAAGCGCGUGCUCAUCAUCGGGAUCGGGAACUCGGGCGGUGACGUCGCUACGGAGCUCAGUCGCAUCUCCUCACAGGUCUACCUCAGUACCAGAUCCGGUUCCUGGAUCUUCAACAGAGUGGAUAAAGGCGGGGACCCGGUGGACAUGCGCAAUAGCACCCGAUUUAUGAAGACCCUGCGAAGGAGACUCCCCUCGUCGUGGGCCAACAAACUCUUGGAGAUGCGCCUUAACGGCAGGUUCGACCACGCUAAAUACUCCUUACGACCGAGUUAUCCGCCCUUCGCGGCGCACCCAACUAUUAACGACGAGUUGCCCAACAGGAUUGCUUCCGGUGGCGUCAUUGUGAAGCCUAAUGUCAAGGAGUUUACCGAAAACGGGGUCAUCUUCGAGGACGACAGCGUGGAAGACGACAUCGAUGAAGUAGUUCUUGCCACGGGCUACAUUUUUGGAUUUCCGUUUCUGGAUAAAUCAAUAACUGAGGUGAAGGACAAUAAGGUGAACCUCUACAAAUACAUGUUCCCGCCGGACCUACAGCAUCCCACCCUGGCCAUUAUCGGAUGUUUUCAGCCUCUUGGCGCCAUUAUGCCGCUCAGCGAGAUGCAGUGUCGUCUGGCAACACGGGUAUUCACAGGUGACGUCCAAUUACCCAGCAGACAGCACAUGUUUGACGACAUCCGCCGGAAGCAGGAGGAGAUGGCGGGUCGCUACAAUGCAUCGCUUCGCCACACGAUUCAGGUGGAGUACAUUCCUUUCAUGGACGAACUGGCUGAGCUGAUCGGCUGCAAACCGGAUAUCAAGAAGCUGUUGCUAAGCGACCCGAUGCUGGCACUCAAAUGCUACUUCGGGCCCGCCACGCCCUACCAGUACCGACUAAGAGGCCCGGGUCCCUGGGCGGGGGCGCGCGAGCACAUUUUCACGCAGUGGGAGCGCACUUAUCUGCCUCUGAGAACCCGCCCCGUCAAGGGCGGUAACUUGACCGAGACGUCCGGCAACACUUAUUUACUAUUGUUUGUGAUCGUGUUGAUUAUGGCGUACCUGUUAUACAUGUUAUGUGAUUGACGACUUCAGUGUGAUUGACGACUUCAGUAAAGCUCUAACAUCAUAAUCAUAGGCGGAGAGAAAAAUAUAGUGCCUACAAUGAGAAAAUCAUUAUUUUGUAUAUUUAAAUUAUGUUAAGACGAGAAUAUUAAGUGACAGUUAUUCUCUAUAACAAAGAAAAGUACAGGUUUUGAUACUUAUUUUUUUAAUUCAAAGCUACAUACACGUUUAGUUUUAAGACAUUUUGAAGCUUUUGAUAGGUACGGUUCAAACACUUGUAUUCAUCUUUAACAGCUCAAACAAUUUAAAACAAUACUCUGCUAAUAUUGUAACGCUUGAGUCCACUCUGUGUCUGCAAAUAGACAUCCGGGAGAAUAAUUUAAUUAUGUAGAGUUAAAAGAAACUAGCGUAACGACCUAACGAUGUUCUUCGCGAUAUACAAUUAUAAAUGUUAUUCCGUUGA
Dreissena polymorpha is the source of this 2317-nucleotide messenger RNA. Its product is annotated as flavin-containing monooxygenase 5-like. The record is from RefSeq and is a predicted model, not a curated record. Bases 271 to 1875 code for a protein of 534 amino acids. Lineage: Eukaryota; Metazoa; Mollusca; Bivalvia; Myida; Dreissenidae. The transcript has 7 exons. Gene Ontology annotation, molecular function: N,N-dimethylaniline monooxygenase activity; NADP binding; flavin adenine dinucleotide binding.